AUGGCGACCGAGCCAGACCACAGUGGAGGCUCAAGUGGCUCUGAGGGACCCACAGGGAUGCCCCUAGAACCCUCGCACGCCUGACUGCACCAAACAGACUCAAUAAAGGACAAUAACCUGACCCCAGCUACAAAACAAGACAUCUCAGAUUUACUGCACGAAAUGAGGCAGCUGCUCGAAACCGAAAUCAUGGCAGUCAUGGCAUGCACACAGGCCUCCAAUUAGGACAUCUUUGACUUGAGGCAGGAGGUUCAAGGCCUAAAAGAAUCCAUUCACCAAUUGCAGUCUUACCAGGCCACUCUAACAACCAGUGUGGACCUGGCAGAGGACCACCACAGGUGUGUGAUCCUCAAGAUCCAGGGCAUAUCACAGAACUACGCCACUACCUAUGUAAAGAUGACUUACCACCUCCCUCAUGCCACACGCAAAGGAAACUCACCUUUGAGGGCUUCUUUCACAUUCAAAAACCGAGGCAAGCACCGCCGCAUGCCUCGCAGGACAUCAUCGUCAGAUACCACUCGACCACCGACAAGACUCGAUUAAUGGCUGCGGUCCAGGGCAAGACCCCGCUCAAUUUCACCUUCUUUCAAGACAUAACGCGCAACACAUUUCUAUGGCUCCGAUUAAUGGGGCCUGUGACCAGCCAGCUGCUCAAUGUGGGCAUUGAGUACAGGUGGGCUUUACAAGUAACCAGAGAGGGCAUCACAAAGAGACUGUCCACACUAAUGGAAGCAGACUCCUUCCUCCGAGCCCUGGGGAUCCCCACAAGAGAAGCGCUGACAGCAACUCCAUCCAGUUCACAUACCUGGGACCCAGAGAGAACCGUUCCCUUUACCCAUGGAGGGAGCAAACAUCAAGGGAUUGUGCAAGCUCAUGAGAUUAUAUGCCACACUGUCAAGUCAUAUCUUUCUGUUUAAAGUUUUUCGUUCUUAGGCUUAUGUUUUAAUAUCGUAAUGUCCUAAAGUUCCUUUCAACAGUUAUGUAUACACCUGGCACGGGAUAACCACACAGUACUAACUUCCCCGGUCACCACCUGACACUAGGCACUCAACUGGCACACCUACCUCUUCCUAGUGGGACUUCUGCACCCAACAGGGAGCUCCCCUCACCUACUAGGCAACCACCAAAACUCGCGGCGACAAUGGCACAGGCCACCUACGCAAACUUAACAUGACUCGGCUGACGUCCCAAGCAGCCGCACAAGAAGUAAUGCACCUGGGCCAAGCAAACUGAGCACACCUCACUACAGGACGGUAAUAUGGCUGACUGAUAGUAUUUAUCCGGGCGACCGGCUACCAACUCUCACUCCUUGCCAAAGUGAAGUGACCAAUUGUCCCGAGUAGACACACGACCCACAGAUGGCACACACAAACCUUCAUUUGGCAACCGAUCAUACAAUCAGUUCCACUCACUUACCAUAAAAAUAAGUGCUACGAUAGCAACUUCUCAUACUGUACAUAUGCAAUUGACAGCUAUUUAUAUGCUACCUGAGAAAGUAAACGUUUGCCUCUAUGUAUAACUCUGCACUUGAAAAAUUAAGAAUUAAAAAAAAAAUAUAUAUAUUAGUGUUUCAAAACAAUAAAACGUAUCACAACAAUGAUAUCAUCAGGAAAAAUGCAGUUUGUGUGUGAAAAAUGCAAAAACAGUCACUUUCACUGACAAUAUCAUCACUGUGAUAUGUUUAACUUUUUUGAAACACUAAUAUUUGUGUUCAGCGAAGUCUCCCGAGUAAAAUGUACAAUUUUUUACGGUGUCAUGGAAAGUUAUAGGGUUAAAUACAGUGCUAGCAAAUUAAAUUCUCUGGACUUUCUGCCUGGGUUGCCAGAUAGCACUUUCAUCACUCCUGAGGAAGUCUAAAGUUUUUAGACAAAAUGCGUAGAGUGAGUUUUAUAUUUUAUUGUGAGUUUUAUUGUUUUUGUAUGCUGCUAUGCCUUAUGAUACCUGUUAGGGUUCCUACAUCCCAAACUACUGAGACCUGGAUCGGGGACCACAGGAUUGUAUUGAUGGGCUUUUUAUCUAUUGGCAUUCUGUAAGUGUAACCAUUAAAGCGGAUGUUCAAAUUUUAUUUCAGUGUUGCACUAUGUUCCUUUUCAUUCUUUUUACAUGAAACAUUGAACAUCUGAAUACUGUGGAUCUGUUGGAAUCUACACAUUAUUGAUGAGCCUGAAAUUUUCUGCUUCUCUGUGAUUGUAACCUUGAAUUCUGGGGUUUACUAUCAUUUAUGCUAUUACCCUAUUAGUUUCUCUUUCUCUGUUUUAUGCUUUUUAUAUCUUGUUUUUUGCUGCCUGUAUUUGAGGUCCCCCAAAUUGCAAUCAAUAAAAUUACUUAAUUAUGUAAAAAUAUUACAUAAAUAUGCACACAGAAUUUAAAUAUAUAUAUAUACAUAUUUAUAUAUUUGAAGUCUACGUGUAUAUUGAUGAAAUUAUUUAUGUAAUUAUGUAUAUGGGCAUAUGUAUAUUUCAGAUUAAUUUUAUUUAUUUAUAUAUACAUAUAUAUAUAUAUAUAUAUAUAUAUAAUUUCAUUCUAAGUGUAUCUUGAUGUAAUUUUGUUUAUUAAUUUUUUAUUUAUUUUUUAUUAAUUAUUAUUUAUUUUUUAUAAUAUAUAUAACAAUAUAUAGUUAUUAUAUAUUAUAUAUAUAUACACAUGUGUAAUUUUACAUAAAGUUUAUUUUUAUAUUAAUAUAUGAAUAAAUUAAUAAAAAAUACACUUAGUAUCACAUUAUAUAGAAGAUAUAUACACUGCUCAAAAAAAUAAAGGGAACACAAAAAUAACACAUACUAGAUCUGAAUGAAUUAAAUAUUCUUCUGAAAUACUUUGCUCUUUACAUAGUUGAAUGUGCUGACAACAAAAUCACAGAAAAAUAAAAAAAUGGAAAUCAAAUUUUUCAACCCAUGGAGGUCUGGAUUUGGAGUCACACUCAAAAUUAAAGUGGAAAAACACACUAGAGGCUGAUCCAACUUUGAUGUAAUGUCCUUUAAACAAGUCAAAAUGAGGCUCAGUAGUGUGUGUGGCCUCCACGUGCCUGUAUGAGCUCCCUACAACGCCUGUGCAUACUCCUGAUGAGGUGGUGGAUGGUCUCCUGAGGGAUCUCCUCCCAGACCUGGACUAAAGCAUCUGCCAACUCCUGGACAGUCUGUGCUGAAACGUGACGUUGGUGCAUGGAGCGAGACAUGAUGUCCCAGAUGUGCUCAAUUGGAUUCAGGUCUGGGGUACGGGUGGGCCAGUCCAUAGCAUCAAUGCCUUCGUCUUGCAGGAACUGCUGACACACUCCAGCCACAUGAGGUCUAGCAUUGUCUUGCAUUAGGAGGAACCCAGGGCCACCCGCACCAGCAUAUGGUCUCACAAGGGGUCUGAGGAUCUCAUCUCGGUACCUAAUGGCCGUCAGGCUACCUCUGGCGAGCACAGGAGGGCUGUGCAGCCACCCCAAAGAAAUGCCACCCCACAACAUUACUGACCCACUGCCAAACUGGUCAUGCUGGAGGAUGUUGCAGGCAGCAGAAUGUUCUCCACGUCGUCUCCAGACUCUGUCACGUCUGUCACAUGUGCUCAGUGUGAACCUGCUUUCAUCUGUGGCGCCCGUGGUGAAUUUGCCAAUCUUGGUGUUCUCUGGCAAAUGCCAAAUGUCCUGCACGGUGUUGGGCUGUAAGCUCAACCCUCACCUGUGGACAUCGAGCCAUCAUACCACCCUCAUAGAGUCUGUUUCUGACCGUUUCAGCAGACACAUGCACAUUUGUGGCCUGCUGGAAGUCAUUUUACAGGGCUCUGGCAGUGCUCCUCCUGUUCCUCCUUACACAAAGGCAGAGGUUGCGGUCCUGCUGCUGGGUUGUUGCCCUCCUACGGCUUCCUCCACGUCUCCUGAUGUACUGGCCUGUCUCCUGGUAGCGCCUCCAUGCUCUGGACACUACGCUGACAGACACAGCAAACCUUCUUGCCACAGCUCGCAUUGAUGUGCCAUCCUGGAUGAGCUGCACUACCUGAGCCACUUGUGUGGGUUGUAGACUCCGUCUCAUGCUACCACUAGAGUGAAAGCACCGCCAGCAUUCAAAAGUGACCAAAACAUCAGCCAGGAAGCAUAGGAACUGAGAAGUGGUCUGUGGUCACCACCUGCAGAACCACUCCUUUAUUGGGGGUGUCUUGCUAAUUGCCUAUAAUUUCCACCUGUUGUCUAUCCCAUUUGCACAACAGCAUGUGAAAUUGAUUGUCACUCAGUGUUGCUUCCUAAGUGGACAGUUUGAUUUCACAGAAGUGUGAUUGACUUGGAGUUACAUUGUGUUGUUUAAGUGUUCCCUUUAUUUUUUUGAGCAGUGUAUAUAUACAUAUUAUAUGUAGAUAUAAUAUAUGUAUAUAUCUUAUAUAUGCAUAUUUAUAUAUAUAUAUUUUUUUUUAAAUGUAUUUAUUAACUUAAUUUUUUUUAGUUUAAAACUUUAAAAAAAACUUUUUUCACCAGCAGUGGGACUGUCUGUCAGUUCAGGCAGUCCCCCUGCAGGCAACACUAUGGACGCCCAUUGCGGCCAUGUGACAGCUCUUUCAGAGUGAUCACAUGGCCCGUGGAGUCCUAAUUUGCCGAAGGGGGACUAUCUGGGCUGUCAGACAGUCCCCCCAGAUGGAGAGGAACACUGAUCGCCGGCGGUCAAAUAUGCAAACAUCGCCAAAAUUGCAAGAUCUGUUUUAAAAACAACUUGCAGGGGCAGAUUUGGACAAAUGGCUGAGCAUCUUGGAAAUUAUGUAUUUGCGUUUGCAUUUUUAAGUGCAAUUGAAAGAACAUUAUACAGAACCAUUUCCGGAACAUAACUAAUAUAAUGUAUCACAGCUCUUUCCAGUCUAAGCCGUGUUAUGUUCUGUCCUUAUCACUUCACAUAACAAAUACAGAGUUUACCAAACCGUGUUUAUUUUUGUUUAUUUUGCUGUUGCACAAAACCUCAGCAUGGGUCAGUUAUCCCAAAAAUCUGAAACAGGAAAUGGUAUUUAAAGGAAAAAUAUUCUGGCCCAAAUUGUGAAAUUAGCUAAUUUGUCUCCAUAUCAACAUUUGCAAAACAUUACCACAUUGCAGCAUGCUAAUGGAAUUUUGUACCGGAGGGACGGUUUGCAUACUAGUCGGGUUCGCAUUGUCGUCUGCUAACUGUUGUCUUUAUUUUAGACAAUGGCAGUUUCUCAGUGGCUAGGUCGGCAGCAGAAGUUGACAGAUACAAUUUGACAAAUUCUAUACCAUUAGCAAAAUAUUUCACUCAAAGCAAUGAAUUUAUUUUUUGGAAUAGCGCAGUAAAUGCUGUUGAUUAUGCACUCCCUGUUGGAACACUUCAAUGAGGUUGGGGGUUCAAAAAUUAAACUGCCCCCAAACUAUUGAAAACUACAAAAGACUGGCAAAGUAUCAUGGGAGUUGUAGGUCUAUUAACAGCUGGAGAUUUACCUGCUGGCUACCUUGACUUAAAGUAUAAACGUGGAAGAAAACAUAUUUAUAUUUAUUUUUUAAAAAGUGCUGUUUUCACAAGUGUGCGUUGGAUUUGUCUCAUCAAGAUCCCAAAUCAUUAGAUUCUGACCAGCUCUAGAAAGUGAGGUUCCUAAGGGCCCCAGUUUUGCUGAACGUGCUACUGUGCUAUCCAUCCUUCCCAAGCUUUUUCCAGGCAUCUGAUUCAUGCUCUGCCAAAAGAAUGUUUUACACAGUACAGACGGAAUACAGUGUUGCUGGGGAGAGUCCGCUAAUGCAAGGCCUAUCCAACAUGGAUACAGCUAGAACCAACGAUAAAAAAAAAAAAAAAGCAGACUUGGCUGCAUUUGCAGCCUGACAACUAGGGCAGACGUUUUUAAUUUACAUCCAAUCCCCAGCUAACCAACAAGUGGGGCUCACUUUAGGUAGAAAAUAUGAUUCCAUACAUCUUAUAAAAAUGGCUUUAUUUGAUUCAAAUAUCAUGCUGAUAAUAUAAACCAUGCUGUGGUCCUACGUUAUCUUCAAAAUAAUGAUUAUUAUUUUUUAUAUACAUACCUGCCAAGCAUGCCUGUUCAAGAUAGACAGUCCCUAUUUUAGGCUCCAAUCCCUCUGUCCUGUUUUUCUCACCUACAUACCCUUUUUUUUCUUGGAGCUCUGUGUUUUUGGUGUGUCUGAGCGUAUAACAUAUAAAUUCACAAAUAUAAAGCUCGAUAUGUUUUUAUACAUUUAAAUAUUAUGUUGAGGCAAAUGGUUAGCAUACAGAAGAAUCGAUAUACAAGUUACAUCAAUCAUUAAUCAAAAUACUGCAUUAUAAUAAGGCAGAGCUUCAUAUUGUAAUUAUGGGAGACGUAAUGGUGCAAAGGAAGCAGCGUAUGAGAAAAUGGACAUCAGAAAGUAUACAUGUAACAAACGCUGAGUUGACUAUAGUAAAACGUGCCUUGGGUAUGAAUGUAGCACAGUGAGACACAAUAUUUAAAAGAGAGACGAGUAGCCAAAUCUUAGAUACAUGCGCAGAGCUAUACCCAUAGUAAAAGGUUGUAUAAACUGCAGAACCUAAACAAAAGUAAUAUGUCAAGAACGUAACACAUAAAGAAGAGGCACAUUAUCGCUGGAAGCUUGGCUACGUAAAUAGCUGUACAAGGUCCACACAAGGAAAGGUAGUGUAUACCGCCCUGCUAAGCAUGCACAUAUCAAAUUAGGUCAAUGGCGUCGCUUGCCUAGGGAAAAUGAGAUUAAUGGAAGAUACAUCUCAUCUAACUGAUGCAGAACUCUGAGGCCUGGUGGUUGCGGGGGCAGAAUCCCGUAAGGCCAACUUAGCCAAGAAAGAGUUCAUGUUGGUUACAUGUUCCAGCCGAUGUCUAGUCCCAUCACAAACUACAAGAAGAGCCCUUGGGGCGGCCCAGCUGUUGCAGCCGCCUUGUGACAGGGCGUAGAGACUGACACCAAGGGACGGUAACUCGGCAUAGAUCCGGGGAUACAGUAAGCUUCGAAUCCUCAAAGGUCUAAGGAGCUUUCACCUGAUCCCUGCCAAAAAGAAAGUUUUAUCCCGGCCCCAAUCACAUCACGAUCCACAGUCUUGGAUGCUUUCGGGGAUUUAUUCCGGCUGAAUAUUUUCAACCUUUAUAGCUGACAUUAAAGAAUUCAGGAAUAUUCAAAUAUAUUGAGGUAGUUCCCCAUCAUACUGUGCCCACUAUGUCCCUCACACGAAGGUGCUUCCACCUAGUUUGACCCUCCAGGGAAUAUAUGAGCAGGCAUCUAAACAAGCCUUUGCUGCCUCCACCUGUAGGAUAGAGAAGGAUGCUGCCUCCUGCUUUAGCUUAAUCGAGUUAAGAUCCUCCUCCACGGUCCAGACAUGGCCCAAGACCAUAGUGCCGUAUCUGAAGCCAUGCUCUAUUUUAAUUCCAGCAUCAGAUUGUGUGUAUCAAAGGAUCUCGUUUCAUCAAAGGUUGAUAGUCAUCGGCCCCCAGAUCAGCAUCACCCAAGACGUCAAUUGGGUGAAAAGCAUCCAAGAUCUUUAUCGGCUCCGUCUCGGAGUCAGAGUCUGGCGGGGUCGCCACUUUAGGUUCUCUGCGCCGGGGUGUUUUGUAUAGAAGCAUUCCAAUGUCUUAAUUUUCUUUCGGAAUUUUUCGGCUCCCAAAAUCCUCCCUCAUUUUUUAGGAUAUUAAAGGUAUAGGAAUUAUAACAAGCUCAUUCAAUAACUGUAAGCAGCUGUUGUAUGUUAACUCUUUGUAUUAAUGUCCAUCUAAAUAAUGAAAGAUGAUCUAUUUUGCAUGAUUGGAAUAUGUGUAAUAAUACAUGUACAGCUGCGGUUGUUGCAGGAUGCAGCUGCGGUUGUUGUCACUGUUACUGUUAAUUGCUGUUACUGUUCUGUCUUUAAAUCUGCAGCAUUGUGUUGUAUUAUUCAAGCUCCCCAGGACAUGCUGGGAAAUGAGAGGACUUUCAAUGCAUUGUCUCUUGGUGAAACAUUGUCUAUAUGAAUAAAUGAAACCCCAAGUAUUGCUGAUGGUUUACUACCCAUGUUUAACACACUCUGUCAUACAGAUAACUGAGCCAUGAGCCAGUUAUCUCAUUGGGUUUUAGAUUUUGUUUUACUUGUCACAUUGUACAGCGCUGCGGAAUUUGUUGGCGUUAUGCAAAUAGUAAUAAUAAUAAGUGGAUAUUGCUGGAACUGAUGAGUGAGUAAGAAAGAUUGGUAUUGGUCACAACGCAGAGUGGAAGACUGAUAUUGGCCUUAAAGAGACACUAUAGGCAUUAAAAUAACUUUAACAUAAUGAAGCAGUUUUGGUGUAUGUUUCAUGUACCCGCAGUCUCACUGCUCAGUUCUCUGUCAUUUGCGAUAAAAAUCACUUUUGUUUCUGUCCACGCAGCCUUAGCUACACCUCCCCUGGCUGCGACUGACACAGCCUGAAUGGAAAUUUUUUUUAAUUUUAAUUUAAUUUUUUAGUCAGAUGUUAACUUGCUUUAGACAUUUUAAAAUUCUGCACUGUAAAUUGAACUUUAAUUACACACACAAGGCUACUGCGAGGUCUAGCAAGCUAUUAACAGAGAUAAGAAAUCCUAAAUUAAACAUAGUGUGCAAUAAAGGAAGUUUAAACAUUAGAUCCUUCUUUACAGGAAAUGUUUAGGAAGGCUGUGUAAAUCACAUGCAGGGAGGAGUGUCCUAAAUGGCAGAUAAUUGAGCAGUGAGACUGCAGGGGCAUGAUCUAUCCACCAAAACUGCUUAAUUAAACUAAAGUUGUUUUGGUGACUAUAGUGUCCCUUUAACUUUAACUGUGGUAGUGCCCAUAGAUGAGUUCAGGAGACUGGUUGAGGGCAGAAGUGAAUGUGGAAGAUUGGAUGUGGAAACAAGUGAAUAAAAAAGACUGUUAUUGGCAACAAGUGAGUGCGGACGAUUGUUGAUGGCCUGAGCAGCCGCGAGAGGCUGGAGGAUCGAUGGUGCUUACAUGUGAGUGAGGAAGAGAGGUUGCAGUAGCAAGUUGCUCCAGAAAAGUGAUUGUGGCGACAAGUAAGUCCUGAAAAGUGGUUAUGGCCAUGUCUCUUCCUAUAGGAUGCAUUAAACAAAUCGGGGUUUAACUGGUACCCUAUACAAUUUUUUUUUUUACUUACUAGGAAGUCUUGAUUAUUCCAACUACAAUGAGUAGUGUGUUCAUUAUUACACAUAGUAAUUAAUCAUUAUAAAAUGUUGCUUAUGUCAUAGAUUGUAAUGACAUCAUUUUAAUGACUGUAGUAAUCAUUGCUGAUUCUGGUCACAUGCUGCUAUCUACUCACAGUCCCAGCAUUCUGAUCCAGCCAAAGAGAGAUAUGGAUGGAAAACCUCCAGCAUGCUUUCUACUUGGGUAGCCAAGUACAACUAAGCAUGAUAGGAAUUGUAGUCCACAGCAUUUAAAUGCCAGAGCAUCCUGAUCCCCAUACUAUUCCUCUCAAGCCCUCUACUCAGGGAUGGGUUUCAUAAAGCAGGGCUACUGAGGGUUAUACCCAGAUGGCUGCCUGUGUUCUACGGAUUAGAAGGACUUUAAUAAAAGUUCUUGAUUAAGUGAGAAACGUGUUCAGUAUCUCUGCGUUUUCCCAACCAGUCUCUUCGCUUUGUGCUUUCCUGCUUUAUUCCUAAUGCAUUUGGAAGAGAGCCCCCUGUCCGCUUGGGGAACAUUCAUCCUGAACACUGACUGUCCUCCACUCAUGCAGUUCCAUUUAUCAGCUAAACAGACCUCCAGUGUCAACGAUGUCCACAUCCAGAUAUCAGCCAUGAUUGAUUAACUCAUACAUCUAUUCUCGGAACAGCAUGGCUUGCUUUCCUAGAUUGAAUUGCUACUGUGUGCUCAGUGUAAAUACCAAACCCAGAGGAAACAAUACUGGGGGGGAGAUUUGUUUCCCAUUUAGAAUGCUACACAAUCCCGGUCACACCCCCCCAACUGCCUCUCCAAACACUUCUUCAGACUCUGAUACCCUAAUACUCUUUCUUAUUAAAGUAUAAAAUGUAUCUUAUCUACUUCCUUUUUUCUGCACUUUUUUUUGUUUAUCUGCUUAUCAGAAAACCUCCCCUCUAUUACACAUCAAUUAUUGUCUUUAUUGUCUUCGUAGCCAUUCAAGAGAAAGGCCCAUGUAAUUGUUUAGCUAAUACUGUUUAAAAUAUAAACUUAACUUUGUUUUUUGUUCAGUUAAUCAUCAGUUUAUCAUCUGGCUACCAGCAUAAACGGCGAGAAGACAUAACAGUAAAAUAAAUAAAAUAAUUAUUAGCCAAAUUAAAUAAAGCAGAAGUAUGUUCAUUUUGGCCUUUCCACAUUAUUUGAUUCACCCCCAUAGCUGUAGGGAUCGCCAAAAAUAUGGGGGAUGUAAUUUAACAAAUCAAAUAGUCUUCAUAAAAUAAACCCCAAGUUUAAUGAGCUCUAUGAGCUUACAUGCUAGAGGGAGUUGGGGUUUAGUGACACAAAAGGUAAGGUUAGGGGUAGAAAAGUAAGUUGCUAGAAAAGUAUCUACUAAAGGCUUUUUCAGAGGCCAGUUUUAUUGAUACGCUUUCCUGAAGAAGUGAGUUUUCAAAGAUUUUUUGAAGGAAUGAAGACUGGGUAAAAGUCUAACGGAGAAAGGAAGGAAGUUCCACAGGAACGGUGCAGCCCUAGAGAAGUCUUGGAGGUGAGCAUCAGAGGUGGGAGUACCGACAGAGGAUAGACGUAGGUCUUCGUCAGAGCCCAGGGACCUAGAUGGGAUAUACGUGUGCAUUAGGGAGGAUAGGUAGGUUGGAGCAGUAUUAUGUAGAGACUUGUUAGCAUGUACCAGAAUCUUUAAUUGAACCCUAUACGGGAAGCCAAAUUAAGGACUGACAGAAAAAAGAGGCAUGGAAGGUGCGGCCGGACAGGAAAUGAAACCUCGCUGACGCAUUUUGUAUAUAUAGACUGAAAAGGGGCAAGUUGGGAACAUGUAAGCGGAUUGCAGUAGUCAAGGUGAUAAGCGGACAACGGCAUUGACCAGCACCUUAGCCACAUUUGAGGUUAAAUAGGAGUUGACGAGCACUAUAUUUUUGAGAUAGAAGCGUCGUGAUUUUGAGAUCGACUGGGUGAAGGGGAGGAUGGAGUCAAAGAGAACAUCUAGGCAGCGAGCCUGGGAGGUAGAGGUCAUGGUGGCGCCAUUGACUUGGAGACAGACAAAGCAGUAGCAAGACUCAAGGGAGGAAAGACCAGAAGUUCUGUUUUGGAUAGGUUGAGUUUAAGGAAGUGAGCAGCCAUCCAGUUGGAAAUAACAGAUAGGCAGUCAGAGACACGAGUCAAGAGAUUAUUUGAGGACAGGUAGAUUUGCGUAUCUAUUAAUGAAGAGACCUUAAAGGACCACUAUAGUGCCAGGAAAACACACUCGUUUUUCUGGCACUAUAGUGCCCUGAGGGUGCCCCCACCCUCAGGGUCCCCCUCCCGCCCGGCUCUGGGGAGAGGAAGGGGUUAAAACGUACCUUUUUUCCAGUGCCUCCUCCUCCUCCUCUCCGCCUCCUCUCCUCCCCUUCGGCUGAAUGAGCAUGCGCGGCAGGAGCUGCGCGCGCAUUCAGCCGGUCUCAUAGGAAAGCAUUCAUAAUGCUUUCCUAUAGACGCUGGCAUCUUCUCACUGUGAUUUUCACAGUGAGAAGCACGCAAACACCUCUAGCGGCUGUUAAUGAGACAGCCACUAGAGGAUUUGGAGGCUGGAUUAACCCAUUUAUAAACAUAGCAGUUUCUCUGAAACUGCUAUGUUUAUAAAAAAAGGGGUUAAUCCUAGAGGGACCUGGCACCCAGACCACUUAAUUAAGCUGAAGUGGUCUGGGUGCCUAUAGUGGUCCUUUAAAGAUCAUUUUAAAUACCAAAGGAGCACUGUAAUAUUUUUUUCUUUAGGUGCAAUGUUUGUAUAGAAGUAAUCAUGACAUUUUUGCCAAAUACAGUAUUUGUGCCAAAAAAAAUAAAUUAAUUUAAAAAAAGUAAAAUAUACAAAUGUACAAAUAUCGGUAUUUCUAAGACUAUCAAUGGCAAUGUAGCCUUUUAAAAAAAUAAAUAAAUGCCAAGAGCAUGUAAAAAUAAAUCAAUAUAAUAAAGUUCAGUUACAGCAAGUAUAUCAUUGCAGCCUGCAUUGAAAGCCUGUAGUGUACCCAGAGCCCUCACUCCAACCAUGAAUACAAAUAUCACUGAAGGGCUUGAGAGAAGAGAGGAGACCCGGGAGCCUUAAUUUAGUGUUCCUAUGCAGAGAUGUAGAAGGUCAAUUGACAUCCUGGCAUAAUCGAAUGUUGUAUGUUUUUAGGAGAGAAUGGGUUAAUGUGCGGCACGCAGUGAGAUAAAGCUGUUGACAUUUCCCUGCUUAAUCCCUCAGCGCAAAACCCAUGAUUUUACUUGAAAUGUUAGAGAGAACUGUCACUAGUGGCACUUUGAUUUAUUGUAGCAGAGUUAAGAUAUAUACAGUCUAGCGGAAUAUACAGUAUUGCAUGAUGACAUUUUAAAGGAUUUUUAAACUUGCCACCUUGUUAUUUGCAGGAACAAAAUGUUUUCUGGUUUAAACAUUUAGGGUGCUAUAGAUCUCUUCCCUGCUGUCUUUUUGGGUAUAAAUGUUUUAUUUUUAAAAAUGUAUUCAUGUUUGUGCCCUAUUCCCACCGCCUCUGAGUUCUUCGGCCUUGCCUGUAAGUUCUAAUAUUUUCCAGUCUUAGAUUCUACCUGUUAACUGCAAUCCCUUCCUGUUUGGGAAGGUUUAUCACAAGAAAGGGGAGGUUGAGUGUUGUGUGUAUGGAGUAGACUGAGAGCUGUAUGGGGGAGCAGGCUGAGUGUGCAUGUGUCUGCUGGCUGAGUGAUGUGUGUAUGGAGUAGACCGAGAGCUGUAUGUGGGAACAGGCUGAGUGUGCAUGUAUGUGCUGGAUGAGUGUUGUGUGGGAAGCGGGUGCAUUUUAUGUGUGGAGGAGUCUGAUUGUUGUGUUUAUAGGGGAGUAUGAGUGUGACUGAGUGUUGUGUGUGUAGAGUCUGAAUGUGUUGGUGAAGGUCUUAAUUUGUCCCCCAUCUCCACACUUUUGGCAGGAGGCGGUGUAACCUGGUAGCCCAGUGGGGGCAUGCUGCGAGCAGGAUUUCUGGAAGUAUGUUGGGGGGGAGCUUUGCGGUCUGCACCAACAUUACUUGCAGAUUACUUUAAAAGCUGGCUGCGGUGCUCUCAUUCAUUAAGAAUUGCUAUAUAUUUAAGACUUGAAGGUAGCUCUUAAAGUGAUCUUCAUCCGAUAGAAACCACGACGCUCCCUUGAGCAGGUGAGGAGCACUAGGUUAAGCAGGGAGAUCUCAGAGAGGGCCUGGACACAGGCCCUGGGCGCUGCCUAUGCCGCCUUAGUGGUAAUUUGGCUACGCCAGUUCUGUAGCUAAGAAAAGGUGAGGUUUUAGAGUUUGGAAUAUUACUUAAAAACUUUAGUAAAUGCAGAUUUUUUUUUUCAAACGUCUUAAAUAGAUGCAUCAAAAAUUCAUUUUUUUAGUAUAAAGUUUUCUUUUAAAUAGUGAAAUGUCCUACCCCUUUAGUAGCAGGCACGCUCUAUUAAGUUAUAUAUGAUUAAAAAGCAGGAUAUUUAAUGCUGAAAUGAGGACUUCAGUGAAAGAAUAUGUUACAAGAGUUUGCCUGUCUUCAAAUGGUUUAUCAUGAAAACACAACAUGUAACAUAAUAAACACUAAGUUUCUCAAAGCUAUAAAUAUUUGUCUUUAUUAUAAACUAGUGGAAUGGCUAGACAGUGUAGCAUGUAUGUAAAUAGAGUGUUCACUUACAAUAAAAUAAAUAAUAAAUUAAUCAGAUUGAAUGUUUAAAUUUAAUUUUAUUUAAUAUUAAAAUGUGUAUUUUUUUAAAAUUUAUUUGUUAAAAUUGCAUUAUUUUAUUUCUUGAUAAACAUGUGUAUAAAUAAUGUAGGUUUCACCUUCCAGCGAGAACUUGUGUUUGAAAUCUCCACGUCCUAUAACUGGCUGCCUCGCAGAUUAUUGCGUUAUUUUCAUCGUGCAUGCGCUGUGAUUGGAGCUCGCAGUAAGCUGAUAGCAGAAGCCACAAUACAGCUGCUGUUAGCUUAGGCAGCAGUUCCAUUCACAUACAAAAGGAAUGGAACUACCAAGAGAUGAACUAGAUUUAAUAUAAAUUACAUUGUGAAAAAUAAUAAUACAAACAAGCUAGUGAAGACAAAAAUUCACUAACUAACUUAUGUUAUCUAUAAGAAUAAUCACAUCUGAAAAAAAAACCACAAAAACAAACAAAAACCUACAGGUGGAUUUUUUGGUCUGUUGUAGAACAUUCGUUUAUAUUGCAUACUGCUCGUCCAUUUAUCCCACCACUAAAUUAUGGUGAACUUACACCCAACUAUUGGUGACUAUAACUUAACUAAUUCAUCAUCGAUCAUCCAGACUGGAGAGGGUCAAUCUUUUCCAACUCACCCCUGGCACAUAAAUAUCUGCGGGAUCGAUACCCCCCACUUCCUAGAAACAUGACCCUUCCACUUGCGAAGAGUAGCAAAGUUCCUACAAUAAAUGCUUUGAUAUCAACAUCAUAAAAUAUUACACACACAUACCUGACAACGCUGGGAGAAAUGGAAACGGGAUGGGAGGGCGAGCCUUCAAUGGGGGCAUCACCAGUGAUGCAACUUGCGUCACUGGUAACACUGAUAAUGGGCAGACUAUCCCGGGAAGUGAGCAUGCCUGCCCGCUGAAGGGGAGUGUGAGCCUGGCAUCAAGCACACCAGGAUAACAGACAGCCUCGUUGCCUGCACCCACCGUAAAGGACUGUGCAGAGAGGGCAGCUGAAUGCCUCUGUGCAUGAUCCUAGUGCCUGCUGCAAAGAGCAUGCGCGUCUAAUGAUGUGCUCCACAGAUCAGGUAACUAAAUCAAGAAGGAAGGACAGGACCCGAAAAUUGGGAAUCUCCUGCCAAACGCAGGAGCCUUGCAAACACUUACCAAAUGAAGUAAAGGUUAUGGUUGGAUGGAUGGAGAGAUGAAUAGAUGCAUGGAUGGUUGGAAGGAGAAAUGAUUGGAUGGAUUGAAGGAGGGAUGAAUCGUUGGAUGGAUGGAUUGAAGGAGGGAUAAAUAGAUGGAUUGAUAAAUUGAUAGGCUGAGAGCUAGCUUAAAGCACUCAGCUUGUUUAUUAUCAGGUCUGAGUGUUCAGUUUAAUAUCUGUUUAUUAUCUUUGCAAUACCACAGGAAUGUCAUAUGAAACGUCCGAGGAAUGCAGUGCUGAAUUCUGACCCUGUUACGGGAAAGACAUCACUAAGGAAAGUGGAACAAAAGGAGUUAUUGCAAAAAAAAUAUUUUUUUUUCCCUUAACUCUUUUUUUUUCUAUUCUCCCUAACAGAUCUUUUCAAAUCUUGUGACACAGGUCUGAUGUCGAAGGAUCUACGACUUCAAAACUGCUUAUGUUUUCAUGUGACCUGCCUGCUCUAUGUUGCUAUUGAGCAUACAAUACCCCAUCUUUGAUCAAUUCUUCAGAUUUACUGGUGGCAGCGAGCUGGUUAACGAUAUUAGUUCCCUGCAGAAAAUACUGACCUAUUUUUCUUUCUAACUUAAACAAAUGGAUAACAAUGCUUUUUCUUUGUCCUACAUAAUAAACUGAAUGGAUUUUGCAUUACGCCAUCCUCUUUGAAGUUCCUUAAUUUAAAUGCAAGAACCCUCCAAGUGCUAGAGAGGUGUCAGACCCUGUGGGAUGAAUCUGUAUUGAUCAGUGUGAAAUGAAAGCAGUUGAGAAGUUGGCUGGAUAAGCUCUCACACUGAAAGAUACUCUAGAGAGUAAAUGCUGUGGUGCCAAACUCUAUUUGUCGGGUGGGACGGUCACAAAGUUUCCUUCUGCGUUGGAAAAAUCACUUUAUGUGUAACGAAAGGGUGUCCUAGAGUCUGAUAUAUUUUCCUUAAAUGCAAAGUACAUAGGAUCUGUUUUGCCCUUGACAAACUAGGACUUUGAGUCUUUGAGGUAUCAUUCAAAACCUGUCCCUUUGGUUCUAAAUAACAAGAAAUAUGUCUGACAGUUUAAUGCAAAACCACAUAUUCACAUAUAUUUUUAAUUUUGUGCCGGGGACUCAACCCCCACCACACGUGACUCAGACAGCCUGGAACUCUGCUCUGGGCUGACUUAUGUCAAUUCUGUGCAUAAAAAAUGUCUGUUGUCAGCGCGCACUACAUGCUGCCGACAGACAUAAAAAUCUACCCCUUGCAAGCAGAGCGCCUAUAUCCUCUGGAUAUCUCGACCCAGAUCACCGGGUUUUGGAGUUCAUCCGGCAGAGUCAGUGGAAGAUAAGACUCCCCUGCCUCCACAACAUGUGGUGUGGCGUCAACUGUCUGGGUUGGUUGAGUCCAAUUCGCUGUACCACUGGCUAAAUUUAUAGUAUCUAGAUUAUUUAUGUAAUUUCCUGCAAGGUGCAUACAAUAUUAGGUUUAGUGUACUGCGGACAGCUGGAGAAGCAGAGUGUGGCAAGAUCCCCUGUGGUGUUUUAGCCGCAUCUAUGGGCCUGAUCACAGUGCUACAUUAUGGGCUCCAGUGGGUUCUUUGGGUCUCAUCCCCUAACGUCAAGAUUAGGCAGCAGUGGACGGAUUGUAGAUGGAAGUGGAAAGUGGCAAGAGAAUGUGAUGGGACUGUGGCAUAAAAGAGUGGGGGAUAAGUGUGGGUGAGUGGGGGGGGGGAACAGGGGGACAGCAAGGGAACGAACAGCUACAAGAUAGACAACAGAGUCCCGGAAGCAGGCCCGUAGGAAGAGAGAGGCCGGACCAACCAGUGGGAUUGUGAGGGAGCUGGACCAGCUACGAUAGAGAGCUAGAGUCAGAAACAGAAGUAGAGUGAAGGGCAAGGUAGAGAGAUUUGGUUAUAGUUUCAAUCCCUAUAGGGUUCCCCCUCCACUGUCCACCCUGGUCCCCUCCAAACAAAGCCCAGCCAGAACCCUGCCUCAUUUGAACAUGUGGUAAGAGAGGUAGUUACUGAUUAACCUCCCAAUGGAGGCCCUACCCAGUAUAUUAUGAUGAAACAGAUUGGAAUGUAAUAUAACAAUAUAAAACAUAAAUUUGAACUAACAUAAUAUUCCCCUGAUUUUCAUCCCCAAACUAAUACAGUCAAUGCCAAUGAUAGCCUAUGUACAUACUGUCAGUUGGUCUUGUGAUGCACCUGCCUGAGGUAUGUGAGUUCUACUGCACUGUCUGAGAAUGUGAGACAGUCUGUUUGGGUGCAGCAACUGUAGCAAGUCCUGGUUGGGCCGGCCACCUCCUGCAAUCCGUCAUGUUUCCUGUCUCAGAUGUUCUAGCAGGAAAUCCCUGGCAUGGCCCACUCAUUACCAACGGCCUCACCAGCAGCCAUCCAAAGUGUCCUGUGAUGCCCUUUUAUGUCUGAUUGGCCCGAUGCCCAUGGACCAUUUCAUGCUAAUGGUUGGCAAUUGCAGGCUGGUGCUGCAGUCCAUGAAGUCCACAUGUGUACGGAACAGCUGUGGCCCCAUCGGCUUGAACACUAGGAGGCCUGUAGGCAUUUGCCAAUGGUAUCUUAUUUUUUUGUGACUGCAAUGCCCUCAUCAAGGGCUCCAGGGCUCAAUGUAUGCUAGUGUGGCUGGGCUCAGUUCAGCGAACAGCUGUAAGGUGGUCUGUUGAUAUGCAAUGUCCCCUCUGUCUCUAGCCCUCCGAAGUACGUCUUUUUUGUGAUCAUAACGGUAGAGGUAACAGAUUGUAACUCUAGGUGGUGAGUCAAGUGGGCCUCGUGGGCACAAGGCCGUAUGUGCUUACAUAAAAUCUAUAUCUGCCUGUGGAUUGUGUCCUAGCUGCCUCUUAGGACAAUGUCUUAAAGAUGCUCUGGGGUGUCUUCUAGUUCUGGUAUGCCACAGAGCCUCAGGUUGUGCCUAGUACAAUUGCCAAGAUCCUCCACGAGGCCCUGCAAACGGCUUGGACCAAGUUGGAGCUUUGUCCUAAUAGAGACCAGUAGGUCUGAAUUGGCUCAUCAGCGCCAUUCUAGUACCAUGAUGCCAUUCAGAAACUGACGUCCUUAUAGUGUAUAGUGUAUAUUUAGAAACCAUCUUUCUUGUGUACUAGUAAGAUAUAUAACUUUAUUAGAUUGUAUCUUUCUUUGCUGUAUUUUGAAGGAUAAAUAUCCCUUUCCAGGCAGAAAUACGACUGCAGAAAGACUCACAAAUCGGCCAUUAUGUAUCAGACGCAAUCUAAUUUCUUUCGUAUGAGAUCGAUGAUCCCGUAGAGCAAUUUAAUUCAGUAAAAUGUGCUUGGAUACAGUAAUGAUGGAGAUGCAAAGCAAGUUACAAUACUUCCAAAAAUUACAAACCAAGAAGCCAAUCAAGAAAAGGUAUUCAGGGGCACAACGUGAAAAAUUUUCUAAACACUAGAGACAGGUCUCAUAAAAGCAUCCAUAUUAAAAAAAAACAAAAAAAAAACCUUUUUAUUCACAAACUAUUAAUAUGUUUUAAGAAAUACAAAAAAAAACACAACUUUUUUUCUAUGCAGAAAGAAUAAUGUAGAUUUUUAAUUUUUUUUUUGGUCCAGGUGACAGGCUUGCUUUAAAUCCAUCUUUUGAAAUGUCAGUGCGGUACAUCAAACAGACUGACCAUAUGUUUAAAAGCGCUUAUCAUUUAAAAUGAUGUAUCGGCCUUGUUGCAAACGAAUGGGUUAUUUAGAGAUCAUAACGGAAGACGGAUUAUCUUUAAAUGUACCAGAAAACUCGCUUGCUAAAAUUUCAUUGCAUUAAAUGAGCCUAUAGAAAAAAAAUAAACGUCAAUUUAUGAGGUAUUGUGGCGCGGCUUAAGUACUGUAUUCCGAAUCGAAGCGCUAUUUUGUUGGGGCAGGGAGGGGGUUGCCUUUUAUUUUACGAUACAUUAUGUAUUGAAACAUAUUCCAAAAUGACAAAUAUUUAUAGUUUUUUAAUAAUUCCCCUUAAAUACUAGCUUUGAAAGUGCCCCUUUCCACUGGAGUAUAGCCCCUUUCAUUUGCAAUAUUGUUUUCAUAGCAAAUCUAGCUUUAUAUUUAAUCAUACACAGUUUAUCUGUACAUUUUUAUACUGACUGAUGUACCAUGAAUAUGUAUAUUAAUGGUACUUCUGGCAGAAAACGUCUCCGCAACUGAUGCAUUCUCCGUGUGGUUGCCUAGCAACCCUGGAAAAUGUUUUGGAAGGGCUAAUUUUUUUAGUAUGGUAAACACAUAUUUAUGCAGUUCAUUUAAUCAGAGUCCUGGCAACUGGGUUAAGUAUGACCUAAUUUUAUUCAUAUUUAUUUCAUGUAAACUGGGUCCUGUCUCCUGUUUUUUUUUUUUCUUCUUGUUUUCUUUCCUUAACUGUACAGAGACAUAAAGAUUUAAUUCUCUGAAAUUUCUCUGAAAUUUCCAUUCUCUGUUCGGUUUUUUUCAACGUAUUAUUCAACUAAAAUGAACUCUUUAAAAAAACAAUCGUAAAUCACGGCUAAUUAAUCAGCUCUUUGUAAAUUGCUGCUAAAAAGCCGAAUCCAAAUAAACAGAAUUUAUAGGAGAUUAGCUGAUUACUAUGAUAAUUAGCUCCUUUUCUGCUACAAUAGGGUUGUGCGUCCUCUAUUUUGCCAUGACUAACAAUGACUUUAACUUAUUAAUUAAAUAGUUCAGCGUAAAAGAAUAACGAUUUAUCAAGGGCGUCCUGGUUAAUUUAUUUUAAUAUAGUUUGCAUUUUAAUAUAGUAUAUAGUAUAAAGAAGUCUUUCACAACCUUUUCUAUUAGCUUAGUAACAAAACUAAAAGAUUUUAUAAAAGUGGAUGUAUUAUCAAGUUUUGGUACAACAAGUACUAAUAAUAAACCUCAAUGAAUUCUUAAUGGGGCAGUUUUGGUGUAUAGAUCAUGCCCCUACAGUUUUAAUGCUCAAUUCUCUGUUAUUUAGGAGUUAAAUCACUUUGUUUAUGCAGCCCAAGCCACACCUCCCUGCAUGUGACUUACAUAGCCUUCCUAAACACUUCCUAUAAAGAGAGAUCUAAUGUAUAAACUUCCUUCAUUGUACAGUCUGUCUAAUUUAGAAUUACUUAUCUGUAAAUUGAACCUAAAUCACACAGAUGAGGCAGGACUCUGUUAAUUGCCUUAUACACUUUGCAGGAGCCUCCUGUGUGUGAUUUAGGUUCAAUUUACAGAGCAGGAGAUCAAAACCUCUAAAGUAAGUCAACAUCAGAUUGAACCAUUUUAUUUAAUGCAGGCUGUGUCAGUAACAGCCAGAAGAUGCGUGGCUAGGGCUUCAUGGAUAGAAACAAAAAUGAUUUAAGUCCUAAAUGGCAAAUAAUUGAGCAGUGAGACUGCAGGGGCAUGAUCUAUACUUCAAAACAGCUUCAUUGAGCUAAAGUUGUUCUAGUGACUACUUUGUCCAUUUCAAUUUAAGGGGCACUCUAAGCACUAUAACAACUACAGCUCAUUGUAAUUCUAAUUAAGCUAUCAAGAUUCAUUGGGCACCAUCCUGCUUUUUAAAUAUACACUCUGAGAUUUGGUUGUCAAAAAGUAGGUUUGUCUCUGGUUUUCUCUGCAGCACCCAGAAACUGCCCCUAUACAGCCAAUUUGGUGAUGAAGAAAGUAUAUUUCUGGCCUAUCAAUGUCAAUGCUGUUCAAUUUGAACAGUGAAUAACGUCUCUCAAUGGAUUAAUGGCCCAAUGAUUCACAGUUUUUAGUUACAUUUUCCAUUGUUCUAAGUUCCAAAUCCCAACAAGAACAACUCACUCCUAACCUCUGCGCAAAUCUUGUGGAGAAUCGCUACCAUGAUACCGCCUUGAAUUAACACGGCAACAUUUCAAGCACGAUAUUUUGGUGCUUUCUGUUCUGCAUAUUAUUUUAACAGAUAACAGAUUUCCAAAUGUUCUAGAUAUAUUAUGCUAAUUAAUCCAUGCCCUAAUUACUGAUAUUAAAAUAACAGGGCGAUUAAUGCCGCAAUUCAAGAGGAUUUUCUAUUUGCCAGAGUGAUGCAAUUGCAAAUCUCCACAUUCACUGGUUUUAAUAUAAAGUGAUCAAGGCUGUUGUUAAAGUACACACCAAUGUUCAAGCAGGAAAUCCUUUAUAAACGGCUGUUUUGUCAAAACGAUCUCAUUGGGCAAGAGGUUUUGUUUUCGUAAAAGUUGUAACGCAGCCGCGAUGAGCUCUCAGUACAUCAAAGACUGGCGACAAAUCAUUUGGUCAUUGGGAUUAUAUCGGACAAGAGCAUAAAAUAAUUUAUCAAGUAUUCCUUUAGCAGCCAGCCAAGGGCAUUGCAGCGUGCCAAACUUAAAUCGCACUAACAAGAUAAAACUGCAGUAAAAUGAAUGAUAAAAUUAAAUUGAUUCAUUUAUUAAUAUAGUGACAGCACUUCACCUGCCAUUAGACUCAACGAUAAAGGGUAAUAAAGUUGCUCAUAUAAUCAGCACUGUCAGAAUUAGAAUGACAGCUCUAAAGCGGAGAAAACAACAUAUAUUUGUAAAAAUUUUUGUGUUAAUUAAUAAAAAACAAAACAAAACAGAAACCAUUAAACAUAAAAAUGUGAUAGAUGUGUUAGUAGUGUAAACUAAUUGAAAAUGGUCAUUAUAAGCAUGGGGGUUUAUUCACUAAAUCAUACAUUUUGAAGGAUUGACAAAGUAGCGGUUUGGAAAAAUAUGAGGACAAAAAAUGAAAAAUAAAGAGUUGUAGAAUUCUCCAUUCUCUGAAUAAACCACAGUGAGAUAGCCGUAUAUUCAAUGUGGAAAUAAAGAAAGGAAAUGUACGACUGAUAACAUCAGUAAUUUGAACAUGAUGGCAAUAUAUUAAAAAAUAAAUAUAUAAAAUAAAACGUAUGGAAAAUGAUCUAUAGAAAUUAUAACAAAUGGAAACAGGAAAAUAUUGGCGUAACUAGACCAUUAAAUAUAUAUUACUUGUAACAAAUAUCUAAUACUUUUUUUUUUUUUAAAUGUAGUUUCAUUUAUUCAGAAAACCCUGUUUGAAGUUUAUCUGCGGUGUUUUUACUUCGCAUGAUGUAUCGUUCUAUAGCAAACGUUUUGUGAAAUUUCAUAUUAGUGCAGACAUGCUGUUUUGGAAAAUCAAAAUCAAACAGUUUUACCCUUACAGGCAUCUUGCUAUUAAUAGAUGGUCUUAUUCUUAGAAAAAAAAAAAAGUAUUUACAAUCCCCUUGAUGUGGCCAUGCUUGACUGUAGUCUGUAAACCUGUAGUUUUUAGUGGUAGGCUGUGAUCACUUAAUGAAGGCUGCGUUGCUAAGUACUACUGCGAUUUAACACACAGAGAAUAAUCAGCAGAUUUUUCUGUUGUUUUCUGCACACAUCGCAGUCCAUUUCCAUCCUGCUCUUCACGAGAACGUCUCCCCCCCCCUUAAGCUAGCCUCUCCAAUUCAUAAAUUCAUCACGAUUUUCCCAGGAUGUCAUUUUUGGCAAAUGAUCCCCAUUGCAUGCCUCUCGUUAAUGGAGCUAUGGCAGGGUGACCCCAGGAAAUCUACAGGCCAGUUGAAAACACAGAGAGGGGUUCAAGGCUGGGGCUGUGAACUCUAGUUUUCACGAGCAGGUCACGAAGGGGUCAGGAAAGCAUUGUGCGUAGAACACUGGUUUCUAUUUAAAUCCUUUCAUGUAAAAGGAAAAAAAAAGGUCUUAUUAUUAAGAAAGGCCUUGGAUGCUGUUGUGUGUGGGCCAUUUUAAACGACUUUACCUCUUACACCAAUAGAAAAUAUUACAAAUGGAUCAUCACUAUAGUGAGACUACAAAUCUUUAGAUUUAACCCUUUGCGGCAGCUCGAGGGGCUGCAAACCUUGUGUCGAGCAUUCUCUCAACACCUUUGGUGUAGACGUGCAACUUUCACUCAUUAACUCUUGGAAGCGUCCAUCAGCAAAAAUAGCUGGUUCAAAAAUUACAUAACUUCUUACUCACUACUACAUAUCCAAAAUAUUUCCUUUACUUUUAUCUCACCCGCAGCACAUGAGAAAGUUGAAGGACCUCAGAGACAGUUUCCCAAGAGAAGAUAAUGGCUUGAUUUGGACCAAUUAGGCCACUUUAACUAUGUACGAUAACAAAAAGUGAUAGGCAAGUUUAUUUUGAAAGUAAAUAUACAGCAAAGUAAGUUGUGAUAAAAUACUAAAAUCUUAGAACCCAAACAUACAUCAUACUAUCAAGCAUACAUUUUGGGGUGUCACCAUUUUGUUUUGGCAACAGUCCUACUUGAGACCCGACUCUUCAAGUUUUUCUCACACCAAUAACCUAUGUUUUCCAGGAGUGUAGAAUGUUCUCUAAAUAAAACCAAAGAACGUUUUCCACUUUACAUUUUAAAGCCCAAAAAUUUACGUUUUGAGACUCCAAACUGCAAAUUGAAAACAAGCAACAGCUUGAAUUCUUGCAAUUCUUGUUCACAGUUACUAGAACUAGGGGAUACCUUAAGAGACACAAACCUGUGGUGGUGUGGAUGGAAUAUUUAGAACCUAUUAUGCCCGCUUCCACACGAAUGAUUUCUGGGUGUAUGGGCAUUCAAUGAACUAUACUAUUACAAAUGUUAUAAUUAUAAGUCCGGUCAAGUUUCUUCAGCUUUUUCCUAGUAUCGGUAUCCCAAGGACAAAAAGACAAUUUGGUCCAUGAGAUAUAUCUUUUGACAAUCAAUAGGACAAACUGGCCUUUCUAAAAACCAUUCCUCCGUAUGUGAAAAACCAACCUGCUCAGAUCAACUGUUCAGUUAUUUUUAAACGUUACCUGUGUAUAUCUCAUAAUACUCAAUCCUUAAGCACUAUCCCGCAUAUCCCCAACAUUUUCUGGUUUAUCCCUUGCUCCUUUCUCCCCCUCUCAAACAUCAGUACCUAUGCCUCACAAGAGAAAAAUAAGCAGAUUUUUGUAAAGAUCAAGAUCAAGGAACCUCAAAUUUUCAGACAAAAUAGCAGAAUUUGAAUCAUUCGAAUUUUUUUUCCUAAGUGACUAUUUUAGCCUAAGAUUUGCAACAGUCUUAUUAGUUCUGUGUGGGAUCUCAACUCUCCUCAGCAGGCGCAUGAAAAAAUUUAAUCACACUAUAUGUUUCUACAGAAUUGCAUUGCUUCGUUCUCCUUUAAGGUUUAAUUGGCGGGUGAGUGACUGGUAAACACCACUUACAAAUGGCUUCUGGAACUGGACUGCAUUAGCGAGAGACUCUUUGCGGAUUUCGCUCAUUCAUUCUGACGAACACAACAUUCCUUCUUAUUGAGGUCUUCUAAAAUCCAUGUUGAUACACAGAGAUAUUUUUUUUAAUGCACAUUUUCGAGUAGGCACAAUUUCUUCAAGUAGCAAACAUAUUUACUUGAUGGAACUCAAGUAGCGUGAGAUGGAAAAAGUGGACUAUGUGUGGACCAAUGAUUGAUUGUAUUUAUUUCAAUGUCCAGCUCGAUUCAAAUUGGAGGGGAGACACUUGGAACAAGUUGCCGUGUUGCAGCAUGUCAUUUAAUGGUGAAGUGGAUUCUUGUAAAUAAUAGGCUCCUGGUGCACAAAACAAGUGCAGAAUAAUUAGGAUAGGGCCUUUUCUAGAAUUCAGGACAGUUUUGGGGGAGGAGGGUGGGACAUGAACCCUUUGCACCUGAUCGGUGAGAACAGUGCGAUGUACUGACUGUAUAAUUAGCAAAAGACUGGAGAGAUCAGUGACCUAUAAAAAGAAACACACAUGCUACAUAUGUGGGGUACACUGGGUUUUCACCAGUAAUAGGUCAUGUAAUCUCCUUUUCGUAAUAUAUUCAUGAAUGAUAUCAAAGAUGUUAUGAAGGGAAAAUAGAAAGGUCUAUUGCAUGUUAGAUGUUUAUAUGGAUAUAAAUCAAAUUAAUAAUAAUAAUACAUUGUGUAAUGCUAAAGAAAUAAGCAGAAACAUAGAUAUCCAAAUCUCUACCUGUGUCUAAGUUAUGGAAACCGGAGAAAUAAUUGAAGAUUUGGUAUCUAAACUAUAAAUCAAGGAAUCUUAUGACUUACGGAGGAAACUUUGGAAGUCAUAGAACCAGUAUGGCUUCAGAAGUAUAAGAGAAGAAAUUGAAAUGGGAAAUAGAUACAUUUUCUACAUAUUCCUUGGAAUCACUGGUCAAUGUUCAUAUGGUUUAAAAUUCUUAGUUGAAUUUUAGGUCUAGGAGCUAGGAAGUUCUAGUACCUUCAUGGCGGAUUUUACAUACCCUUCCGUACUCAUAUUCACAAAGACUAUCUGAAUCCUCUGCCCUUGUACAACAAUGUUACCAUAAGUACAGAUCUAGUUUAUUUAAAAGCUUACUCCAAGCACCAUGACCACUUCAGUGAUUUCAAGUGGUCAUGGUGCCUAGAGGCUGCACAUGCAGCCAUUCACUAUGAAAAGCUCCACACAUGGAGUUUAGCUCCACCUCCUGGAGCAACACUGGGGCGUCAUCAACCAACCUGUUACUAGAGUUACGGGCUGACUAACGUCAAUUCUGUGCAUAGUUCUAUGUACAGAAUGGCAGUCAUUGCCUGAGAUUAGCGGAUGCUCUUAGCCAAUGAGUGGCCCUUUAUAUUCCUUACAUUAUGAUACCCAAUCAGCAUUUAGCCUUCAAGACUAGUCAUCUCCGGUCUAAGCAGAUUUUUGUAUGUAAUGAUUAAUUAAACAGAUAGACAAAUGUUCUCCAACCUCUCUAGACUGUAAACUCUACGGAUCAGGGAUAAUUAUUUAUGUGAAUAUUUUAUUUAACCACUCUACACUUCAGAGUAUGUUGGCCCGUUAUAAAUAAAAUAAUAACAAUUAAUCAUAACUACAAUCUCCUUUGUUAUUUUAUGUCUUUUCCCCCACUUACCCAAAAAAAGUAAAUUUUGUUUGUCUUCACAAAUUUAAUAAAAAGUGCCUGUUUAUUGUUAUUGCAGAAUAUGAUGAUUUUAUUUCAUUCCAGGCAGCAAAUCUCACUCCAGAUUUCCUGCUGUUUUUACACUUUAGACGGACCUGGGGUUUGCAAAACCUCGUUUUUCAUUAUGUAAAAUGCAGGAACACCUAUAUUAACUUACCAAGCGUUGGGAGGGUCUCACACAAGAUGCUUUUAGAAGGAUUUUAAUGCUCAUUCCGGCUGGGAAACACAUCCCCAAUAAGAAAGUUUGUUCUUUCUUGAAUUAUAAGCCCAUUGUUGAUAAUUUGCAGGAAAGCUUAAACCCAUAUUUACUAUUUCUUCCCGUCCAGUAUAUCUAGAUGUUUAAGUUUGGAGAGAACAUCCCUUUUUGGGACCCAUAUCUCACUAUUAUUAUUUUAUAACAGUGAGGAUUAUUCACUAAACUGAGAAUUUUAGGGAGUCAACAAGGAAUCUGCAAAGUGUAAACCUAAAUAACCAAGCUGGAGAAAUUGCAGGAUUAGAAAAUUCUAAUUUAAUCUAAUCCAUUCUAAUCUGACUAUUUUGGCCUAUAACUAGCAAUUCUGCGUUUAGUGGAGUAAUCCCUAUGCGUCAUUUAUUUUUGGGAGUUGUGCAUUAGUGAAUCCCAGGACGAAAGUAUUUGUACCUUGGUUAUUAAGCUACCAAAUAAGUCUCAGGGUAAUCUUUUUGUUGGCAGAUUGCAUCUUGGAAAAUCCUAGAAUUUACUAGACUUAUAGCCUACAUGGAUUUUUGGAUUCUGUAACUUCUAGCUUUCAUUCCAUGAUCUGGGUUGUCUUUUCCGUAUUUCUUUGUUUGUUGAGUCACGAAAUCUCAAGUUCUUGUGAAGGUGCCGGUGACCUACACGUUACAACAAUUUUCUAUUUUUAAUUUUUUUGUGUGUGACUUAACGUGUGAAGAGAGGCAGGUUUUGACAAGGUAAAAACGUAUGUGUCGUGCUGUGAUUUUUGUGUACCUUCUUCAAUUGCAGGCAACCUGUAUGAGGGCAGAACUCAAAUUCUUAAAAAUAUUUUUGCAACUGUCCGGAGUUCCAUGAACUGCAAUUACCACUCGAAACCCACUGAGAUGUUUUUUGAUUGAGACUUGGAAUAUUCACCAUACCGGGGUGUGGUGAAACCCCAAUUUACAUGAAUGCUAGUUGGGCAGUCCAUAAACUAGUGUACAAAUUCACAUAAUUAAACACUUGGCCCUGCAUUAUAAUCCUGCAUCAGCAACCAUUCAAUAACAUCUUCUAACUAUCUCCGAUAUCAUGUGACUUUGUCCGAUAUCACGUGACUUUGGCCGAUAUCAAAUUUUUAAAAACUAACAGACUGGACAGAUACCUCUUGAAGCUCCAUUGGGUGAACAAAUCAACUGAGUAGCAACAUCAACCAUUAUAAAGCUAGAGUGUGUUUGACAGACUUGACAGAAGGGGAUGCUAUAAAAAGCUUAAAAAAAGUGUAUGAUAGAAGUACGUACAAUCUGUCCCUAUUUUACUCGCUUUUCCCACAAUUCUCUGACUGUUGUUGUUUGUUGUAGUUUAUUUGUAGUAUAAGUUUGUUCUAGUAACUUUAAUUGUACUGAGUUCAUUUGAAUCCUGCUAAAGUUCUUUCAGGAAGUAAAACUUACACGAAUAUGAGAGCACAUGUACCUGCAGAGGCCACUAUAUCGAGAGGUGUGAAAAUCAUCAAUCAGCAACAGUAUGUGAAUUUGCCAACUGCCCUAAUAAUUUGGGAGUUAUGGGUAUUAACAUUUACGUACAGAACAGAAUGAGAAGUAUAAUAUUGCAAUUUUUUUUUUUGUCUAAUGAAGUGAACAGCAACAUAAUGCAAUAAUCGUUUUAUGCAAUCAGAGCAGUUUAACUGACACAAAACAUCAUCAACAACAAAAUUAAGCCUAUAAAUAAAAAAAAAAAAGAAGCUAAGAAAAUGGAACUGCUCUGUUAUUAUUUUUCAUUCGAGAGAAAAUGAGUCUAAAAAGAUAAUUAGUUAAUUGAGCUGCAGGAGAUAUCUCACAUAGCAAUGUGUCAGCUUCUAUUAGCGAUUCGGUAACAUUAAGCCAGAUUACCUAGAAGCUCCCUGGAGAUACAGUUUAUUCAUUCACCAGAUCCAGGCUGCCUCCCCCCUCUCCCCCAUGUUGUUAAGAUCAUAUAUGCAGACAGAUGCUCCAUCACCCAGCACAGUACACUCUGAUUUGCCGUCAGUUUUCAAUUGUUUUCAAGGAAAAAAAAAAAUGUUUUUAUUGAUCUGUUGUCCAGAACAAUCUCACUUGACGUGUUGUGGUAGGACAGCACCCCAGAUUAAUGAGCCAUUAUUUCUCCCACUUGGCUAUUUUAUAUUAAGUGUGUCAAAUCCAUGGCCAACUCGCUACGUCUCACAGCUUGGUCAAUAAAUUCUUGAAAGUCAACUAAAGUCAUGUUCAAGGGUGGCUCAAACCACAAUGACCACUUCUGCUUUUAGAAGUGGUUAUGGUUUUAGGAGUCUGUAUGUGCCGUUUCUGCUUGGAACACCGCACAUCCAGGGAUAUUUGCAAUUUUGUGCUGGGGGCUCUGUUGCCAAAUUUCAAUUCUGUGCAAAAAUUAAGUCUGUUUUCAGCAUGCACAGAGCAUUGGCAACAGAUAGUUUGUAAAUAUUUAAAAACCUAUAUGGAGAUUCUGAGUGUUUUAUGGUUUUAGGUUAUUUAAUUUCACAGCCAACCUAUCAUCAUUGCGAGGUACAAAAACAGGACAGGCGUUUGGAGAGAAUGUGAGGAGUCCGAGAGGAGGACAUCAGUAAUAUCACGCGGUUUUAGAGCCUUUAGAGGGUUUCCAUACACAAAGCUUUGCAGAAGAGGUAGAACAGCCUUCUUUUGGUGACUUUUCUCAGAUGUGGGAUUCCUUAGAAGAAAAACAACUAAAAUGGAACUAGAGGAGUCCCAAAACGGUAUAUGCCACUACUGCACAUGACUCGAUACAUUAUACAUGCUCUCUCCUUUGUUUUUCAAAAACUUGCACCUAUCCAGGACACCCCUUUUACCGGAAUAUCCAGGAUGGGUUGGAUUUAACAAUUAUUAUUAAUCCACUUUACAGAAUUUUUUGGGUCCUUGACUGAUAUUGGCACACAAGUAUUUUUUUUUUUUUUAAAUCUCGAAUUAUACAAGAUUUCAAAACAUCAAUAACAAAAGUCAACAGACAAUAGGUUCCAAUGGCCUACAGGGAUGUUGGAUGCUACUGAAGGGCCAAAAACCAGGUAUCCCUCGGUUAGAAAGUCUGCCUAAUAGACUUACGAAUCCACAAGGCUGUGGGACUGUGAUGCAUUUCUUGGUUCAUUAUAUAAAAAAGAUACUCAGGGGGAUAAUUAUUGGGUCUAAUCAGAAUUUAGUGAAUGUGCUCCCAACUUCUGUAGCUUUAUAGUCAUUAGGUGCAAUAGAUUGUACAUACUUGGUAUCAUUAUACAAGGCAGAACAUUCUUUUUCAAUAGAAACAGGAGCCCCCCUCCCUCUUGCACAGCAGGAACACAGUUUUGAGCUUAGCAGAUGCUUCCCCUGCCUCUAGCACUGCAUUCUCUUGCAUAUGGCAUGCAAGAGAGGAGAGGCCUGCUGGGUAAUUUACUCAACGCAAGCCCAUCAUCCUUCUUUCUUUAUAAACCCUGCUGAGAUAUAUUCUUCCCUUUAAUCUGUAUCCUCGGUGUAGCACAUUUCCCAGUCUCAUUCCACAGCCACGGAGCCAGAGGAGGGUGAUAGCAGGUGGAUUGUCCUAUUAUUACCAUGGCCCAGCAUGGCAGCUUUUUAAUGUUUGCCAUCAGUAACAUCUCACGCUAUACAACACCAUCUACAAUCAUUCCACCGUGCUCUCCGAAAGGUUGUGUUAAAAAAUAUAUAUAAUUGAAAAACGUCCAAAUAUGACUUCUAAUGGUAAGAGAAAAUAUAUAGUUGUAUAAAUCCUUGUAUAUCAAGUAAGUGCUAUUUUCUUAGAUUAUUUUCUUAGAUUGAUAUUACUACAUAUAAUGCCGAGCAAAAUAAGGAGGAAAGUACUCAGGAUGGCAAUUUCUGAGAAAGCUUUCAAUCUGAAGAGGAUACUGUAUCUUUCAUGAUAUGUUUCAUACAGAAGGAUAGAAACCGACUGCAAUGGAUGCAGCCAAAUACAGGACAUUUCAGUCUGUAAGACACGAGACAUUGGGGCAGAAGUUUGCUCUUUAGCAGAGUAAUAACCCUAAACUCAGAGCUUAGUCAAAUAUCAAAUAGGAGGUCAAUUAUUAUGCAACUGAAGAAUGUCUGUAUUCCAAGUAAUUAAACAAAAUUCAGGAGUUUCAUGUGGAUUAUGCCUGAUUUGUCCCAAGGUGCCUCUCAAACCAACGUGGCAUUACCUCAAAUCCCAAUUAUAAAAACAAACAGUCCGGACACUCAAUGGUUUCCGAAGCAGGAUUUUUUUGAAAUGAAAAAGGAACAUUUUGACUUCCAAUGAGUCUUUCUCAAACCAUAAUGUCUGUACUCUGAGUGUAAACACACUGUGUGUGACGGGAGCAGCGGGGGGACUGGUCCCCAACUUUAGAUCCAGACCUGUGCCGCUAUGUGGUCCUUCCUUCUCCUCUGUUACGAGGGACCAUUACCUUUCAGACAAGUAUUGAUACCCUUGCAUGUCCUCCUACUCCCAGGAAGAUAUCAACCCCUCUACCUGUCCUCCUCCUCCCAGGCAGGUAUGGACCUCUCUGCCUGUCCUCCUUCCAAGCAGGUAUGGACCUCUCUGCCUGUCCUCCUCCUUCCAGUCAAGUAUGGAUCUCUCUCUGCCUGUCCUCCUUCCAGGCAGGUAUGGACCUCUCUGCCUGUCCUCCUCCUUCCAGGCAGGUAUGGACCUCUCUGCCUGUCCUCCUCCUUCCAGUCAAGUAUGGAUCUCUCUCUGCCUGUCCUCCUUUCAGGCAGGUAUGGACCUCUCUGCCUGUCCUCCUCCUUCUAGGCAAGUAUGGAUCUCUCUCUGCCUGUCCUCCUCCUUCCAGGCAGGUAUGGACCUCUCUGCCUGUCCUCCUCCUUCCAGGCAGGUAUGGACCUCUCUGCCUGUCCUCCUCCUUCCAGGCAAGUAUGGAUCUCUCUCUGCCUGUCCUCCUCCUUUCAGGCAGGUAUGGACCUCUCUCCCUGUCCUCCUUCUUCUAGGAAGGUAUUGAUCCCUCUUCGUGUGCUGCCUCUAAAUACUGCCUUUAUUCGGGCACCUGUGGCUCACAGGCCUGAAUUUUUGCUAAAAGAUCCCCGGUAAAAAGGAACAGUGUAGCCAGAAAGUAGGUCCCAAAAAUAUGCUACUGGAAUCCCUAAAAGAACCAGACAGAACACAAAAUUCCAAAUGGAACUACCUCACAGUAUUUUAUUUCCACCCAUGACAAGUCCCAUUAACUUUACAUUCGACUUAUGGUGACACACUCAACCUUAUACAUUACACAUAAUCAUAUGAAGAAUUGUACAAGCAACCACAUAGCACAAUACUGGGAUUUAGUAUAGGGGAGGACUGGGAUUUAGUAUAUGGGGGGAGGGGGGGAACUGGAAUUUAGUAGAGGGGGGGUUGGGAUUAGUAGCGGGGGGUGCUGUAGCCCUGUAGAGGGGGAUGCUGUUUUUUUUUUUUAUACUGUGCUUUUCAAAAUAAACCUAUGUUUCUAUGAAAAUUUAAGUUGUUUUUUUUUUGCGGCCCACAUAAACUUAAACCUUGUUUAUUUGGCCAGUGCUAGACUUUGCUUGAUCUACAACCUAUAGAUGGCGCUGUCACACACAAUGUCCCAGUGGAUGGUGGUGGUUCCAGUGCCUAUUUCUGUUUGUAUUGUGAUAAUGUAUGUGUGUGUUUCUGUGUUUGCUCUGUAUAGAAUUCAGCAUAUUGCAUUCCAUAGACUGGCGGCACGAAGGAGGAUUAAUGAAGCUGAACUAUUUAGAUCCCAGCAACACAAGUUUGAGAGAGAUUACAAGUCAGCCAGAGGUGUCUAUUUAACCAUGCCUCCCACAGAUGCCACAAGUGACAUUGUCUGUGGAGAUAUGAAAUGGCUACUAAUAAGUAUGGACGAGUGAGUUAUGGACAUGAUCAAAGAAACGUUAAGCAUUCCAGCCUCCCCAUCACAAAUCAGUCAAUUACUCGUUCAGUGAACCUCUCUGUCUGUCCCUUGCAUACAUUCACAGGAACAUCCAAAGAACCAAUACAAAGACUUCAAGAUUUGCACUUCCAGGUAGGUGCCUACUCUGUAUUACGGCAAAUAUGAGCCUUAUCGUGAAGAACACGAUGAGCAAACAUUAUGGACAUUUUCCCCCAAAAUAGGCAGAAACGGCCACAAUUUAUCAUUCCUGCACUGGGGUUUAGUGGGAGAGAGGAGAUAUACUCUGCAUGUGCCCCAAUAUUUGCCCUAAUGUCUAGAACUAUAGUGUUUUUAAAGAAAAUUGUUAACAUAAUAUUUUUAUUCUAGUUAUAAUAAAAGCAAAAUACACUAUGGCUGGAUAGAGGUACGCCUGCCCUCUACAGUCAAAAUCAAUCAGAAUCUGAAAUAUAUAUAAAUAUAUCUACAUAUAUCUCCAUAUAUGACCUUUGUUGGAAAUCAGAUGGGUAACAAGUUAGUCAAGCCUCGGGCAUACAAGGGGUUCAAAGUGUCCUUGCGCCUUUGUGAUAUCGUCUGUGUAUAAGUAAAGGACACGUAUAGCUAUUUUAUUUCCCAUGUCCUCUAUUUUACCAUGUACUCUGGGGAUUUAUAAAAAAUGUUUUGUCUUAUCAUUUUAUUUAUUUUUUAAUUAAAAAUUUCUUUAAUUAUUUAUAAAAAAUGUCCAAAAUAUGUUGUAGCGCUAUACAAUGGAAAUAUAUACGUACCAACACACAAUGAACGUUUGAAAAUGAAUGUUUAAUGUCUUUAUUCAUUUAUUACCCAAAGCUGGCUUAGCGUGCUGGGAAUUGCUGCAGACAGUUGCUAGAUUGCCAAUUUCCUAACUAGGAGACCAGAACACCAGAGGCAUAUGAGAAUAAUUUCUACAUGACAUUUAAUAGUGGGGUGCAGUAAGAGGGGUAGGGCUCAUUUAUUUAAAGGAUCACUAUAGGGUCAGGAACACAAACAUGUAUUCCUGACUCUAAAGUGUUAAACCACCAUCCAGCACCCCUGGGCCCCUCAUGCCUCCAUAAAUAUAGCAAAAUCUUACUGUAUUCAAGCCUGAAGCUGUAACUCUGCAUGCUGUUUGCCUCAAAAAAAACAAGCAGUCGGCUGACAUCAUCAGAAGUGGUAGCCUGAUCCAAUCACAAUGCUUCCCCAUAGGAUUGGCUAACAAAGAGGCAGAUCAGGGGCAGAGCCAGCAUGAUUCAAUCACAGCCCUGGCCAAUCAGCAUCUCCUCAUAGAGAUUAAUUUAAUCAAUACAUCUCUAGGAGGAAAGUUCAGUGUCUACAUGCAGAGGGAGGAGACACUGAAUGUUUGGAUGCAUUUUAGGCAGCCAUGACCCAGGAAGGAUCUCUAACAGCCAUCUAAGGAGUGGCCAGUGAAGUUAUCACUAGGCUGUAAUGUAAACACUGCAUUUUCUCUGAAAAGAUAGUGUUUACAGCAAAAAACCUGAAGCUAAUGAUUCUACUCACCAGAACAAAUUCAACAAGCUGUAGUUGUUCUUGUGACUAUAGUGUCCCUUUAAGGGAUCCCUGUUGUACCUCCAAACCUACCUACAUGCACAGGAGCUGUUCUGUCAUAGCCUCUGUUCCUUGCCUUGUGAUGUAGUGUCUAACACAGGACAGUGGGGGACAUCCCAAACCCUUUAAUCUGGAAUAUGAUGUCACAACACAGUGACACAGAGGAAACUGUCUCCAUAUCUCUGAACGGUCCUGUGUACAGUCACGCUUUGAGACUCUUGUCCUAUUAUCCUAGAGUUGGCUGAGAGUGUCAGUUGACUACUUUCAGCUUAUCACAGUGCCCAUUGAUGGUACGAUUUGGUAUGGCUCGAAGGAAGUAUGUAAUCUCUGCCUUAGUCGUUCCUCCAGUGGGAGCCAGGGUGUGGGCCAAUCGGAAAUGGUUUAAUACUGAAUGGAGGGACAGACACUAUAACCAAUUUGAUGAGAUGAAAUAGUGCCUACAGAGUCUCUUUACCCAAGACUGGUGUCUUCUCGGGGUUCUUGUGUCCUAUUUAUUGAGAUACAUGAUUUUUGUUUUUAUCUUUUUUUAUUUACCUCUUCCUUGUGAUCGGCUAAGCUGUAACAACUCUUGGAUUGCUUGGAAUAUUUGCAAUGCAUGAUAUCAUAUAUAUUUAAUUAAUGAAAAUGUUAGUUUACGGUUAUCUCAAAGUAGCUUCUAGAGUGUCUCUUCACAUGUCUUCAAAAAGCCCCACUCCAGGGCACAACACCCUAGCCAGAAUCUUAGUUUUCAGCCAUUAGUAGUACCGGAACCGGGAGAACAAGUGGCAGGCUCAUGUAAUGCCCGGGGGAGGCGGAAUGGCACCACCGGACUUACCUUCCUUCCAGGACUCUGCACUCCCUUCACCUCAGUCAGAGGCAGGAAUGAGCCGAACCCAGAGGACUCAGAAAUUCUGUUUGCAUGCCUUUUUAAGCAAGUCUGUGGAGCUGGCCCCAGAGAGCUGUGUGGCUUUCCUUAAGAAACUCCAGUGGCAUGUAUUAAUCUUGGUUUAACAUGUUGUUUUUAUGCUUACUUUAAUUAGUUUUCUUUUGGUUGCUUUUUAUUAACUGGGGCACUGUUUAGCACACUGUUGGGCAUCUGACAUUUUGCCAACUGAUAUAUCUAUAAGUUGUAUACUGCAUGUGUUAUCGAUUAGAGCUAAACACUCAGUCAUGAUAGCAUAAUAUCCUUCUGAGCAUAGAUUAUUGUAUAUUAAGCUUCACUCACCUACUUAACAUUACAGCUUAGCCAUGCUCAAAGUUGAUUAGGUUGUUAAAGUUUAAAUGCCAGCACAGGGUCGAAUGGGAACAUAGAAUAGAGUGCCUACUUUGUUAAAUAACAAAGUGAGAGAUCAAUUUUACAUAAUUGUAGAGCAGAGCAGGGGAUUUAAUAGUGGGGCAGAAGGAAGAAUGCCUACCUACUAUAGAACAGGGUUGUAGGAACAUUGAAAUUUAUCCCUUAUUGAAACUGUCUCUGCCAAACUAUAUUUCCAUAACAGUUAUUCCUCAUCAGUUAAAUUGGAGCACAGCAACUCAGAUCUACGCAGCCAAUGUACAGAUCUCCCUCCACUAGAUAUAGUGGUGAAGCCCACAAGGCCUCCUGGACUGAGAACGUUCUUCAUCAGGUACAUGAAAUGGGCAGAAGAAUGUGAAGAAGAAUGA
This is a messenger RNA of Pelobates cultripes (western spadefoot toad), 34843 nucleotides long. NCBI's taxonomy places the organism in Eukaryota, Metazoa, Chordata, Amphibia, Anura, Pelobatidae. The record is from the annotation of a GenBank genome assembly.